Ornithodoros turicata is the source of this 1083-nucleotide messenger RNA. It is a transcript of the gene lft, whose product is annotated as LIX1-like protein. Gene Ontology annotation, biological process: autophagosome maturation. The coding region runs from base 182 to 1024 and encodes 280 amino acids. Gene Ontology annotation, cellular component: cytoplasm. The transcript has 4 exons. Lineage: Eukaryota; Metazoa; Arthropoda; Arachnida; Ixodida; Argasidae. The record is from RefSeq and is a predicted model, not a curated record.
AUAUACGAAACUAUGGCCACGGUAUCGGUGGUGGCGCCGCUCUUUUUUCUCACGCCUUCUGGACGAGAAAUGUGUGGUCGCUUCCGUCGCUUCAUCCUUCAGUAGCGAAUUGUCGCGGCGGCCGUUGUGUGCGGAAUGGACGCUGAAUGUGGUGCUGUCAGCUGAUUGUCGGGAAGCAGCGAUGCAGGCUGGCGUGCAUCCCCACGGCAAGCCCAAAUUGCCGCCGCCGAGACGACUUGCGGCGCAUUGUGAAGAUAUUCGGGCGAAAACUAUGCUCAAGGAAGCAGUGGACGCUGUGGUGGACAGUUUUGCCAAACAUUCCAGGGGCUCCAGCCGAGUGAACGUCGUGGAGGCUCUGCAGGAGUUCUGGCAGCUCAAGUGCGCUAGGGGAGCCGAACUGCGCCAUGGCGCUCUGGUCAUAUACGAAUCCGUGCCAGCUUCCAGUCCACCCUACGUGUGUUACGUUACCCUUCCUGGAGGAAGCUGCUUUGGAAGUUUUCAGAAUUGUCCCACAAAGGCGGAGGCCCGCAGAAGUGCAGCCAAGAUAGCGCUCAUGAACUCCGUCUUCAACGAGCACCCAUCUCGAAAGAUCUCAGACGACUUCAUAGAGAAGGCGGUUCAAGAAGCAAGGGCCUCUUUUCAAGGUUUGGAAAGUGGUGGCGUCGAGGCGUUCCGGUUUAUGCUGGAGACGCAGCGGGGCCGAAGCAUGCUGGAGUUCCAGGAGCUGAUGACUGUCUUCCAGCUGCUCCAUUGGAACGGGUCGUUGAAGGCGAUGCGCGAACGCCAGUGCUCCAGACAGGAAGUGGUGGCUCACUAUUCGCAACGACCCUUGGAUGACGACCUUCGAUCUCAGAUGGCUCUCGACUGGGCCGCAAGGGAACAGGACUCCGCGGGGCUCAUUGCGAGGGAACUACAGGCGGCGCACGGGGAAUUGGAGGCGGCGCGACUCGCUGGAAGGGAGCUGCGUUUCCCCAAGGAGAAAAGGGACAUUCUGUUGCUCGCUUCCAACACCGAUUCUUAUUGACCUAUUUAUUGUCUCUUAUUUAUUGGUUUUUUGUAAUAAAGAAUUUAUGAGACGAAAAG